AUGUCUGUGAAGCAGAUGGAUUCUACACAAAAUCUUGUUCUGAAAUCUAAUAAAUGUGAACAUGAACAUUUCAAAAACAGUUCUCACAAGGAUAGAGUAUUUGAAGUACUUCAGUCUUCACGUAACCGGGAUGACAUUUUUUGUGAUGUUAAGUUACAAACAGAUGAUGGUACUAUAGUAUUUGGACAUAAAAAUAUAUUGGCAUCGGCUACCCCUUACUUCAAUGCUAUGUUUUCUAGUUUUGCCGAAAGCAAUAAAGAUCUUGUUAAUAUAGGUAAGGUAGAUUCAACCAUUUUACAACUAUUGAUAGACUACAUUUAUACAGGAGAAAUCAUGAUCACUCAAGAAAACGUACAGGUUGUGUUACCAGCUGCAGAUCUCUUUCAGCUAGACUAUGUAAAACAAGUAUGUGUUGAGAUUUUACAAAAACUCCUGAAUCCUUCAAAUUGUCUCGGGAUUAAAGUAUUUGCUGACUUACAUAACUGUAUAGAAUUAUUGUCAAGCUGUGAAUCAUAUAUUAAAAAACAGUUUUUAGAAGUGGUUGAACACGAUGAGUUCCUAUCUUUGUCAUCCGAAGAAGUGAUUAAAUUAAUCUCCUGUAAUGAUAUUUAUGUUCCAUUUGAGGAAGAAGUAUUUGAAAGUGUCAUUAAGUGGGUAAAACAUGAAUUGGAUCAUAGAAAAGAGUUAUUACCUAAUGUAAUGGAACAUGUGCGUUUGAAAUUAAUUUCGAAAGAGUAUUUCUUAGAGAAAAUAGUUGAUGAACCUCUUCUUAAAAAUAAUCCUAAAUGUAAAGAUUAUGUGUUUGAUGCAUUACAUUUUAAUCUAAUUAAGUCAGUAAAUUCUUCUAUCCCACUAACAAUUAGGAGUAAACCUAGGCAGUUUAGUAGGUUACAACAAGUUUUUCUAGUAUUGGGUUGGUCUGUCAUAGAAUUGAAGAGUGUUAUAAGUUGGUAUGACCCAGCAACCAACCUAUUGCGUAUUGCACCGAAAAUGAUUGAAUCCUAUAAAGGAUUUGGUUUGUGCGUUGUAAAAGAUCAAUUUGUGUUUAUUAUGGGUGGUAUUGAAUACUUUUAUAAUGGACAUAAAUACACCUAUCGAUUAAUGAGAUCUGUUAAAAUGCUUGAUAUGUCUUCAUCAUCAUUAUGUUGGGUUUCCAAGGUUGAUAUGUUAGUUAGUCGAAAAUCUUUUGGAAUUGGAGUAUUAGAUAAUUGUAUAUAUGCUAUUGGUGGACAAGAUAAUAGUGUAGAGGUUUUUAACCUUGAUACUGAACAAUGGAAAAUGGUAUCUAGUAUGAUCUACGAUAAAAAUAAUUUUGGUGUUGGAGUACUCAAUAACCGCAUUUAUGUAGUAGGAGGUUAUAAUGAUUAUAAUGGUGGUACGAAAUCUGUUGAAUGUUAUAAUCCCAGUCUUGACAAAUGGAACUCAGUAGCAGAAAUGUCAAGCAGGCGGUAUAAUGUUGGUGUAGGAGUUUGGGAUGGUAUAAUGUAUGCCAUUGGUGGAACUAAUGGAUCAAUACCUCUUAAAAGUGUUGAAGCAUAUAAUCCAGUUGCUGGAGUUUGGUCGUCUAUUGCCGAUAUGCAUUUGUGUCGAGAAAAUCCUGGAGUAGUGGUUUAUGAUGGUUUAUUGUAUGUUAUUGGGGGAAUAAACGAACCAAAAUAUUUAAAUUCUGUUGAAAUCUACAAUCCCAGAAGCAAUUCCUGGUCAAUUAAAACAAUAUCAAUAAGUCAUCAAAUUUAUGGAGCAGUAGUAGUUAUUAGGCCACUACAUUUAUAA
Messenger RNA from Rhopalosiphum maidis (corn leaf aphid), 1773 nucleotides. Its product is annotated as ring canal kelch homolog. Gene Ontology annotation, molecular function: protein binding. The record is from RefSeq and is a predicted model, not a curated record. The transcript is spliced from 10 exons. The coding region runs from base 1 to 1773 and encodes 590 amino acids. NCBI's taxonomy places the organism in Eukaryota, Metazoa, Arthropoda, Insecta, Hemiptera, Aphididae.